Molecule: messenger RNA, 1788 nt
Organism: Purpureocillium takamizusanense
Lineage: Eukaryota; Fungi; Ascomycota; Sordariomycetes; Hypocreales; Ophiocordycipitaceae
Gene: TIF1
Product: translation initiation factor eIF4A
Exons: 4
Coding region: 228-1421 (397 amino acids)
Molecular function (GO): RNA helicase activity; RNA binding; ATP binding
Source: RefSeq, a predicted model, not a curated record
GGAACAUCACAACGAGAUAUACCCGCAACCUCCUAGAUUUCGGUCAGCUCUCGUCACUUCCGAGAGCGUACGGAUCUAGUCGAACCAAAGUUUCUAUUCAGCACCAGUCGCAGCCCUUCCCGAGCGAAGCGCCUGCCGAUUUUUCCUCGCCCACCCCGCGCAUUUUUCAUAAUCCAUCUAGGUCGAGCUGCGCUUGAUCUAGAUUCUUCUUCAAAACUUCCGCAAUCAUGGCUACCGACAAGGGACUCGAGGACGUCCCCGAGGGGCAGAUCGAGUCCAACUAUGACGAGACCGUGGACUCCUUCGAUGACAUGAACCUCAAGUCUGAGCUUCUCCGUGGUGUGUACGCCUAUGGUUUCGAGCGCCCCUCGGCCAUUCAGCAGCGUGCGAUUAUGCCCGUCAUCAAGGGACACGAUGUCAUCGCCCAGGCCCAGUCUGGUACUGGCAAGACCGCCACCUUCUCCAUCUCUACGCUCCAGAACAUCGACCCCAACGUCAAGCAGUGCCAGGCCCUGAUCCUGGCCCCCACCCGUGAGCUCGCUCAGCAGAUUCAGAAGGUUGUUGUCGCUAUUGGCGACUUCAUGAACAUUGAGACGCACGCUUGCAUCGGUGGUACCAGCGUUCGCGAUGACAUGAAGGCCCUUCAGGACGGCCCCCAUGUCGUUGUCGGAACCCCUGGCCGUGUCCAGGACAUGAUUCAGCGCCGUUUCCUCAAGACGGACUCGAUGAAGAUGUUCGUUCUCGACGAGGCCGACGAGAUGCUUUCUCGUGGUUUCACCGACCAGAUCUACGACAUCUUCCAGCUUCUUCCCCAGUCCACGCAGGUCGUCCUCCUUUCCGCCACCAUGCCCCAGGACGUUCUCGAGGUCACUACCCGCUUCAUGCGUGACCCCGUCCGUAUCCUGGUCAAGAAGGAUGAGCUCACCCUCGAGGGUAUCAAGCAAUUCUACAUUGCCGUCGAGAAGGAAGAGUGGAAGCUUGACACCCUGUCCGACCUGUAUGAGACGGUCACCAUCACCCAGGCCGUCAUCUUCUGCAACACCCGCAGAAAGGUCGACUGGCUCACCGACAAGCUUACCGCCCGCGAUUUCACUGUCUCGGCUAUGCACGGCGACAUGGACCAGGCCCAGCGUGACCUGAUCAUGAAGGAGUUCCGCUCUGGCUCCUCCCGUGUCCUGAUUGCCACCGACCUCCUGGCCCGUGGUAUCGACGUCCAGCAGGUUUCGCUGGUCAUCAACUACGACUUGCCCGCCAAUCGUGAGAACUACAUUCACCGCAUUGGCCGUGGCGGUCGUUUCGGCCGAAAGGGCGUUGCCAUCAACUUUGUUACCGCCGACGAUGUCCGCAUGAUGCGUGAGAUCGAGCAGUUCUACAGCACCCAGAUUGAGGAAAUGCCCAUGAACGUUGCCGACCUCAUCUAAGUCAACAACUACCAAAGCAUCUUUCGGCGUCGCCCUGCGUCAUCUGGGCCGCUACGCUUAAGGCGGCCCUUGGACGGCAGUCGCGACAUCUGGUGGAGAGUUUUUACGGUGAUUUUCCCUUUGCAGCUGUUGAUAGAUUUGCGUUUCUAGAGGGACAUCCGGGGCCGGCCCUCGGCGGCCGGCCGCGCGGUGGCUUGAGGGCAAAGAUCGAAGUGGCUGCAUGACGAAGGCUCGGGAAGUCCUUUGCGCCUUAAUGGAUGACAAGGCGCGAUGAGGAUUACCAAAAGUAAUGCGAUAGUUCUUCCUUUUACCUCUCUUUUGUCGCCUCUGUUCAUGUAUCUAGGAGUCGCUUUCUAUGAUGACCACC